CUCGCGAUGGCUGCCGGGAUCGCCCCACUUCCGUUCUGUGUGCAUGCACUUGGCUCCGUCGGCGAUUUGGUGUUUUUUUUCCCUCCCAAACACCCGAUAUUGGCGUUUUUGCGGCCACUCUUUUGUCGCCGUAGGAUUACCGUCUGUUCCCCGAAUAAGAGCCAUGUGCCAUCCACAGCGGACGUGAGACGGGCACCACCAAACGGACUCACCCCCGAGUUUGGGUUCCACUGGACUGGCAGCACAGGAGAAAUGGCUUUUGCGGGCCUCAAGAAGCAGAUCAACAAGGCGAACCAGUAUGUCAGCGAGAAGAUUGGGGGAGCGGAGGGGACCAAGUUUACGGAGGAGUACAUGGAAAUGGAGAGGAAAAUUGACUUGACCAAUGAGCUGGUCGAGGAGCUGAUUGUGAAGACCAAAGAAUACCUGCAGCCAAACCCAGCAUCUCGAGCAAAACUGAUGGUAAGCACGAAACUCCGAGGCACGGGCAAGACUCAUGCAUAUCCUCAGCCGGAAGGGGUGCUGGGAGAGACCAUGGUCAAGUACGGAGGCGACCUCGGAGAGGAGAGCCCCUUUGGCCAGAGUCUGAUCGAGGCUGGGGAAUCGCUGAAGCAGCUGGCUGAUAUCAAGUAUGCCCUGGAGGACAACGUCAAACAGAACUUCUUAGAGCCCCUUACUCAGCUGCAGACCAAGGACCUCAAGGACGUUCUGCAUCACCGCAAGAAACUUCAAGGACGGCGACUGGAUUAUGACUGCAAAAAGCGGAAGCAAAUAAGAGCCAGUGCUUUGCAUCCAGGGGCUCAUGCGACGGAGGACGACAUUAAGCUGGCCGAGGACAAGUUCGAAGAGUCCUUCAACCUAGCGUCGAUGGGGAUGUUUAACCUGCUGGAGAACGACGUAGAGCAGAUCUCGCAGCUGGCGGCUCUGGCGGAGGCCUUCUGCGAGUAUCACCAGCAGUGUGCUGAAGUGCUGCAGAGUCUCACUGAGAGGCUCCUCGAACAGAAAGCUGAGGCGGCCAGCCGUGAGCGCCAGCCGUACGAGCCCAAGAAGCUGUGCGAGCUGAACCUGCCCGUGAUGCACGACGACAUCUCGCCCAUGGUGGAGUCAGGUGGGGCCUUCUACAACGGCGGUCCCGCCCACUGUGCCCUCUUCACCACCGGUGCCCCCGCGUCUCCUGCCCGCUCUCCCCUGAGCUCGCCCGUGAACCCGAGGCCCAGCAAUAACCUGUUCCUGGGCAGCUUCCCCAAUCCGCAUGGCACGGGGGCCUCGCCCUCUAGGUCUCCCAACGCGUCUCCGCUUCCCUCCCCGGUGCGGUCCCCAGCGCGUGGCGGCCCCAACGGGCGUGGCCCCUGCUGCCGGGCCCUGUACGACUUCGACCCGGAGAACGAGGGGGAGCUGGGCUUCCGGGAGGGCGACCUGGUGACCCUGGUGCGGCGCGUCGACGACAACUGGUUCGAGGGCAGCCACGACGGGCGCACCGGCCUCUUCCCCGUCAACUACGUCGAGGUGGUGGUGCCGCUGCCCUAAGGGAUGGCACCGGACCUCAGACCCCGCGAGUGAAGCGAGCUUCGUGUGUUGCAAGCUUUGCCCCUGGGUUGAUCCAGCCGUGCGGCACAGACCACGCUUCGAGGGUCUGUGCGACGAAGUCAGCUUCCCCCCACUCCUGCCAAUCGUCACGAUGAUCCACUCCCCCGCCCAAGCCGGGGGUCUCUUCCCUCGUCAGAAUUGUGUACAUAUUUGUUAUUUAAUGCCACGGACAUAUUUUAAAAGAAACCUUUGGGUUAUUUACGUUAACUCCAAAAGCUGUCUUAUUAUUUUAUUUUUUUUUUUUGGUUGUUAGAGAGUUGAGAUUGUGUGGCCACGGGAGACGAAUUGGAACGCGAAAGACGUCCAGAGUUGGCGAACAGCUUUGAUGGCUCACGAGGCAUGGUACUUCUUGCAUAAAAUAUUUAUUAUUAAAACCGACAGUAUAAUCCAUUUUUGUUUAUGGAAUAAGACGAGGGAUUUAUUUUCUUUUUUGUUAGCUUUCACGUACCGAUGCAUCGACCAGUCUUUCAUGUCAUUCUCUCCUGAAAUCAGCUGUUGUCGUGAGUAGUAGUCACUUAGGAUUGCCAUGUGGUAGUGGUUAGAGCCCUAAGCCGACCCUUGAAAACCCGUGUCCGCUAUUUUACUCAUCGAAGGAAUCGUCUGCGUUUGUUUUAUCGUCCUUCCCUCGCCACGAAUGCAGUGUGCCGUUGCAUCGAGGAAAGCCGCUCAACGGUGAAGCGAUUGACGUCCAGCUUGCGUCGAACGCGCUGUCUCGGAGCACGGCUGUGUUUUUCUCGUUUAUUUCCGCUCGUGGGAACGUAUUACUAUCACCCUAGCUUUAGCAUGGUUGUGAACUCGAUCAACUGGUGCUAUCUGCAGUCGACUCGAUUGCGCGACUUCAUCCCUAAACGAUAGCCAGAGGUUGCCUCUGAUAUGGGAGCGAGGAAAAGCGACGAGUCAUCUCAUUUGUGAUUGCGCAUCCACAUUGAUCCUUCGUUGCUCUGCCUUAGAAGUUGGGACGGCCGGCGAGCGAAAGUCGCCGACACCCACUGGUUUCCGGUCGCGCUCGCGAGCUCGCGCUUUCACGACGGUUGUCCCGUCUCGUGACGAAGCGCCACCGAUGCUACACCAAUCGAGCUCUCCUGGGUUUUAGGCUAGGCGUCUUCUACAAACGAAUGCACGAAAAGCGGCGCCCUGUCGCAACGCACGAAUAUUGGUGUCCGGACGCGUAUACCCUCCGGGCCGGGCGACUAGUGCCAGGAUUGCUGCGAAGCCUGCCUUAGGGAUUGUGCGAUGCAGCCUUAUUGGCAUUCGCACGACACAUUUCACAAAUGAGGUCACAUCUGCAAACCAAUUUGGUCACCCCCGCCACCCUUCCUUUGGCUCGGAGCGUUUGAAAGGGAUUGCGAAUGAUGAGUCUUGGACCCCCCCCCCCUCACCUGUGUGGCAGUUGCGACGGACAGUCCGUACGCCGUCGACAUAUCGUUGGAAAGCUGUAACCAGCUACUCGGUUUGCGUCCUGCAAAGACGAGUUUGCGGGAAAAGGUCGACCAGCUGUGGAAUGUUUUGGGGUUCCAUGUGAAAAGCAGGUUUAGAUGUUUUCACAACAUUACCUUAAAGAGAUUUUGAGCAAUAUGUACUAGUCAGCAAUAAAUGGAAUCUGUGAAUCGCUCGGGACAGAAAUACAACAUAGCGUAGUUGUGGCAGAAGUCGCGUGACAUAUAUCGCCUACCGCAACUAAGGGCAGUCUUUUCUUCACUUUUUGUUUUCUCUUUUCUGCGGGAUUUUUUUGCCUUCGAUGGAGUGAAUUCCUCGAAACCCGACCGAGUCUUGACAGCGACCGCCCGGCCGUUUUACCUUUCCGGGUGGGCGCGAUGGGAGAACUGCAUCUGGAGCGGCACGCCGUCGGAUUAGAAAUGCAGUAGCGCAAACUCCGAUUCCUCAAUCAUCUCCCUACCCGUCCGCAGAACGCCGCAAUACACGCCGUUUCUUUGGAUAGGCGUCCCCCGGGAUCGCACAUUCCAGUCUCAAGAAAGCUACGAAUCUUGCCGCCAUGCUCCGUCUCGCUUCAAGUUCGACCGCGGCCAGCACCACGAUCCCCAAUGGAGCCAAUUGAGCGGGAGCAAAAGUCCGUCGUCGCGGUGCUCAUUGUUCUUGCAGGUUCGCCACCACCGGCAAAACCAGUCGUGCGCGGAAAGAAGUGCAGGAUCCAAGGCACCUUCCUCGUUUGCAAUUGGCUCAGUAGGUGAUGGCAAACGCACAAAGACGACGAGCACCGGGACAAUGGACUUUUGGCACUGCCCAAUUGGCUCCGUGAGGUCAUAGCGCCGGCUGCGGUUGGACUCUGAGCGGACCGGAGUGUGAAGUUGUGGCCCAGCGCAGCAUUGCAGGUUAGACUCGACGCCUAGCACUUCAGCGGUGAAACCCAGUUCUUUUGGGCUCUCUAAUCUAAGUGUGGUUUCUCUCUGUAACCGGUGUGAUUCUCUCCUCUUGUCUAAGUGUUCCCUCUCUACUCGCAAAAUAGGAACGAAAAUAAAAAAAAAAUCCUCCAACGUUUGUUCCAUUUCUGCAAACACUCACUGUCGGUGUUCCGAUUUUUUUCGUCGUCGUCGAGUUUGUCGCGUGUCGUUACAAGAAUGAGAGAAAGACGGACCGAAUAAAGAGCUGUUUCUGUUGUUCCGAAA
Ixodes scapularis (black-legged tick) is the source of this 4208-nucleotide messenger RNA. RefSeq names its product endophilin-A (gene EndoA). Gene Ontology annotation, biological process: synaptic vesicle uncoating. NCBI's taxonomy places the organism in Eukaryota, Metazoa, Arthropoda, Arachnida, Ixodida, Ixodidae. Bases 7 to 1524 code for a protein of 505 amino acids. The record is from RefSeq and is a predicted model, not a curated record. Gene Ontology annotation, cellular component: cytoplasm; presynapse; glutamatergic synapse. The transcript has 14 exons. Gene Ontology annotation, molecular function: protein binding.